AUGAAGCUUUACGCUGAUGAGCUUGGGCUUCCAACAACUGACAAAACACUCUGGAGAUUGAGAACAGAUGAGCUUGGAAGUGAAAAGUGGGAGUACUUAUCAGAAGAAGAGGCAAAGGCUGAUCCUCAAUCCUCGUAUGUGAAGUACCUUCUUCAGAACCCCGAUUUCGAGGCGCCGGAGCCUCUCAGGAGUAGUAAAUGUGAUGAAUUUACAGCCGGGGACGCUGCGUUCAAUGGUGCGCAGUUCUUUUCUCUUCUCCAAGAAGACACAGGGAUCUUCCCGUGCCAAUACAAGGGUCCAAUGUUUUUGACAAUCGGUUACGUCGCCACUCUCUACUGCGCUCGUAUUCCAGUACCCGAGCAUAUUAAAAUAGAGAUAAUAAGAUACAUUGUUAACUCUGCACACCCCGUUGAUGGUGGAUGGGGCCUUCAUGAAGUGGACAAAUCCACGACAUUUGGUACUGCUAUAAACUAUGUGAUAUUGAGAUUACUUGGCCUUGAAGCAGACCAUAUUGUCUGCCAACGGGCAAGGAAGACUUUGCAUAGGCUGGGCGGUGCGAUUGGUGCUCCUCACUGGGGUAAGGCUUGGCUCUCAAUAUUGAAUUUGUACAGGUGGGAAGGAGUCAAUCCUGCUCCUCCCGAGUUAUGGCUUUUGCCAUACGCCCUACCAAUCCACCCGGGAAGGUGGUGGGUCCACACAAGGGCUGUCUAUCAAGCACUAGGCUACCUCUCAGCGGCUAAGUACUGUUGCGAAUUGACGCCACUGCUUCAAGAGAUUAGAAAAGAGAUCUACGUCAAGCCUUUUGAGAGCAUUGACUUUUCGAAGCACAAAAAUACCGUGGGUGGUGUUGACUUGUAUUAUCCACAUACUAAGCUGUUGAAUAUAGCAAACGUCGCACUAACACUCUAUGAAAAUUACUUGAAGCCCAAUUGGUUUUUGAAGUACAGCAACCGUAAAGUUUACGAGCUGAUCAAGAAGGAGAUAAAAAAUACUGACUACUUAUGCAUUGCUCCAGUUAGCAUGGCUUUUUGUGCAGUCGUGACGCUCAUCGAAGAAGGCCGCGAUUCCUAUGAAUUUAAGCGUUUUGUUGACGGUUUUCAGGAAGUACUAUUCAUGGGCCCGCAAGGUAUGACAGUGAUGGGAACAAACGGCGUGCAAGUCUGGGAUUGCGCAUUUGCAAUACAGUACUACUUUGUGGCUGGCUUGGCUGAGCUUCCUGAGUUCCGUGACACUAUUGAAAAAGCCUACAAAUUUUUAUGUCGAUCUCAAUUCGACACUGAGUGUGAACCUGGAAGCUUCAGGGACAAGAGAGUUGGGGCUUGGCCAUUCUCCACCAAGACACAAGGGUAUACUGUGUCUGACUGUACUGCGGAAGCAGUUAAAGCUAUUAUCAUGGUUAGAAAUUCACCAAAGUUUACUUAUCUAAGGGGCGAAAUAUCUGAUGAGCGUCUCUACAAGGCAGUUGAUAUUUUGUUAGGCCUUCAGAACACAGGGUCCUUCGAAUAUGGCUCUUUUGCAACAUAUGAAAAAAUCAAGGCUACGACCGCGCUAGAGAAACUGAACCCUGCCGAGGUCUUCGGAAAUAUUAUGGUUGAGUUCCCUUAUGUCGAAUGUACAGACUCAUCAGUUUUGGGGUUGACGUAUUUCGCCAAGUACUACAACUAUCGUAAAGACGAAAUAACCAAGGCUAUUGAAAUUGCAAUUCAGUACAUCAAAAGGGUCCAGAACCCUGACGGCAGCUGGUAUGGGUGCUGGGGCGUUUGUUUUACUUAUGCCGGCAUGUUUGCGCUAGAGGCCUUGUAUACAGUGGGUGAGAAUUACGAAAACUCGGAAGUUGUUCGCAAGGGCUGUGAUUUUUUCGCUUCUAGACAACGUUCUGAUGGAGGAUGGAGUGAGUCGAUGAAGUCAAGCGAACUCCACACUUAUGUUGAAGCUGACAACUCACAGGUGGUACAAACCGCGUGGGCUUUAAUAGGACUUCUUCUGGCGAAAUACCCCAAUCGGGAUGUGAUUGACAGAGGUAUUGCUUUGUUGAAGAAAAGGCAGCUGCCUUCUGGAGAGUGGAAGUUCGAGGAUGUCGAGGGAGUUUUCAACCACUCUUGCGCUAUCGAAUAUCCAAGUUACAAAUUCUUGUUCCCUAUUAAAGCUCUCGGGCUGUACUCUAAACGAUACGAGAGCUGA
Messenger RNA from Lachancea thermotolerans CBS 6340, 2181 nucleotides. It is a transcript of the gene ERG7, whose product is annotated as lanosterol synthase ERG7. Gene Ontology annotation, cellular component: lipid droplet. Gene Ontology annotation, biological process: ergosterol biosynthetic process; triterpenoid biosynthetic process. Gene Ontology annotation, molecular function: lanosterol synthase activity. The transcript has a single exon. Bases 1 to 2181 code for a protein of 726 amino acids. NCBI's taxonomy places the organism in Eukaryota, Fungi, Ascomycota, Saccharomycetes, Saccharomycetales, Saccharomycetaceae. The record is from RefSeq and is a predicted model, not a curated record.